CGAAAGCCUAUUUCUCUAUCAAAUGCAUUAGACCCUUCUCCUAUUUCUUUUACGAUAUUACCUAGUCCUUUUCAAACAGUUUUAAUUAUUAGUGCAGAACAACUUCAACAAGCCUCACAAAAAGUCACCGAAAUUGACAAUGAAGUGCGAAAUGCCGAAAUUAAACGCACGUUAAUUCAAGAAAUUUCCAAGCAACAAAAGGCCGAGUAUUCAAACAUCAUGGCGGACCUAAUUCCGCUAUACGCAAAAAUCAAUCAUUUAAUUCCUUUACAUUUCAUUAUUACCAAGAAUAGCGAUACAGCAGCUCGGAAGCUUUUAACAAUG
Messenger RNA from Dentiscutata heterogama, 324 nucleotides. NCBI's taxonomy places the organism in Eukaryota, Fungi, Glomeromycota, Glomeromycetes, Diversisporales, Gigasporaceae. The record is from the annotation of a GenBank genome assembly.